Exaiptasia diaphana is the source of this 1906-nucleotide messenger RNA. Its product is annotated as neuropeptide receptor 22-like. Gene Ontology annotation, biological process: G protein-coupled receptor signaling pathway. The transcript has 3 exons. Gene Ontology annotation, molecular function: G protein-coupled receptor activity. Gene Ontology annotation, cellular component: membrane. The record is from RefSeq and is a predicted model, not a curated record. Bases 658 to 1722 code for a protein of 354 amino acids. NCBI's taxonomy places the organism in Eukaryota, Metazoa, Cnidaria, Anthozoa, Actiniaria, Aiptasiidae.
UACAAUACAAUUUAUAUGUUAUCUAGAAUCGAUUUUUAAGAACUGUGAAAAAAAGCAUGGAAACCAUCUAGUGUACGUUAAAUAUUUGUAUGAGUGGUUCUUUGCUGUUUAUUAGCGCUAUCAGAAAUGUCGGAUUACCAAUAUUGAACUGCCUGUAGUGAGCAUUGUAAAGCGUUGUUCAAAGUCUAUGCAAAUGAGGAAAAAAAAGAUGACAAAGAUCGAUGUAAUUUUCUAGCACUACAUAGAUUUGGCGCUUUUAAACGUACCCAAACUUUAUAAAAUAUUUCUACCUAGCUUUGGCGCUUUUAAACAUACCCAAUCUUUAUAAAAUAUUUCAAUAUAUUUCUUGUGGUUUAUGUACUUAAAAAUGUCGCAUUUUCUGGCAAUMAAAAGUUCAUUUUGUUAUUGUUCAACGUCCCGAUGGCACCGAUGGUUAAUUCWGAUUUGGUUAGAUAUAAAAAGCCAUAGUAAACCGUUUUUCAACACGGACCAAUCAGAGCUCAUCGUAGGAUGUUUUAUCAUCACAGUUGGAUAUACCGAGACAGUGUCAUAACUCAUCAAUCAGUAGCUUCAGAAAUUCACUUGUACUACUGAACCUUCCGUGAACACAUURCACAGCUUGGCGGAUAAUAUUUACAAGUUCCAACUUGAAUAGUUAUGGAUAACAGCUCAAAUACUACUACAGUUAGCGUCCCAACGCGAAACGUCCAAGAAUAUAAAAUCGUCCUGUAUUGCAUCUUACUUGUUUGGUCUUUGGUUGGUAACAUUCUCGUUGUUGCUGUGAUCGUCUACAAUCAAAACCUCAGAACUAGCUUCAAUUACCUGGUCCUUAAUAUGACCAYUUCAGACCUUCUUUGCCCUCUGGUGAGUCUUCCCUUACGAAUAUAUAUUGAAACUGGCGCAAAAACGUGGCCUACAGGGAAUCUUGGCGACAUUCUUUGCAAAGUAUGUUAUUUCCUAACUGAUAUUUCGCCAACUGUCUCGGUUUUUACGCUUGUGGUUGCCGCGUWUGAGAGAUUUAAUGCAACAGUGUAUUCGAACCGAGUGUACAUUAUCAACAAGAGGAAAACAAUGAUCUUCAUCGUCUUUACAUGGAUGCUAGCUACGUCGAUUUACACUUCUUAUCUGUAUGGUUACAGACGGAAUUCUUUGCUUAACAGCUGCAAACUUGAUUUAAAGCCAAAGUAUMWUAUUAUUCUCCAUAUCAUCAUUUUGGUAUCUAUGUUUGUCAUUCCUUUUAUUUCUAUUACAACUUUGUAUACCACCAUGAUUUACAARCUUCAUCAGGCGUCAAAGGAGAUCACACACAUGCUGGAUUCUCGACUCGCGCGCUCCCGUCAUCGUCGCAAUCGACAUAUCUUCUGUUUGUCCAUCAUCAUCAUUGCUGCAUUCGUAGUUUUCUGGGGUCCAUUUUAUGCUUUUCUGUUUGUUUGGAGCGUAGUUUGGCAACAUAAAGUACCGAUUUAUGUAGACAGAGUAAACUUAKACAAAGYUGCAUUUGUCGUUGACGUUCUUGGUCUUGCCAAUUCUUGCAUAAAUCCGUGUAUUUACUUUUCGUUUCAAAAGAACUACCGCCAAGGGUUGACGAAAAUUUGGCGUCAUCUAGUUGAGAGACGUUUUWCUGCUACAAAUCAUGAUCAAAAACAUUUGAACACGUCGUCUCGGCAUGCUCAACGACAUCCUACCAGAUCUACCAAGUUAGCAAGUACAGCGCAACUAUGACUGCGUCAGUAUAUGGGCAUGGAAGAAGAUCGACUUUGAAACAACACUGCUCAUUUUUGAUUUAAGUUAAAAUUGAAUUGAGUUGUAGCUUCGUUUAUUUCUGUUGUAUGUAAUAAUGUUACGAAUACAUUACCACAUUAUGAAUUGUAAUCUAGAAAUGGAAUAUUAAAUAAUUGUUAAGCGA